This is a messenger RNA of Caenorhabditis remanei, 453 nucleotides long. RefSeq lists its product as uncharacterized. Bases 1 to 453 code for a protein of 150 amino acids. The record is from RefSeq and is a predicted model, not a curated record. NCBI's taxonomy places the organism in Eukaryota, Metazoa, Nematoda, Chromadorea, Rhabditida, Rhabditidae. The transcript is spliced from 4 exons.
AUGUCUUCUUCAUGUUUCACCAGUAUCGCGCAGAUUCUAAGAGCCCAUCAUCCAAAGACUCCACCAAAAUGUUUACGGUGUAAGAAUCAUGGAGUGACUACUAUUUUGAAAGCUGCUGAAGCUCUGAAAAUUCUAAAUGGUGGUGUCCCAGCAGAGCAAAAUGUGCAAAGGAAUAAUGCUAAAACAACUACCCAAGAAAUUCGUUGCUCACCUGUGUCAUCACCACCAGCACUAUUACCAGUAGAUCUGAAGUCUUCUAUAGAAUUGGCGUUGCCCAACUUGAUGUCAUACAACCAUCAAUUUCCACAGUUCUCACAGUUUUAUCCAUUGGCUAACCAAAUUGAGUUUACUGUCCACAAAGUGAUGUUAGGUGUCACUGAUAACGAUAUCACACUCUACGGCGAGGAAUACCAAGAACAAUCUUUGAAAGUUGGAGAGUAUAAUACAAAGUAA